GGUGUCGCUGCCGCGCGGGAGCGCCGCUCCGCGACGCGCGCUCUCGUUGGUUUCUGAUGGCUGCUCUUUACUUCCGGAUGCUCCGCCAGUGAAGAGAAUGGCUGCGAUGUUUACGUGUUGUCUGGGCUGCUGCGGGGAAGGCGGAUCGGGGCACAUUCCCCUCAAAGAGAUGCCCACGGUGCAGUUAGACACCCACCACAUGGGCACAGACGUCGUCAUUGUGAAGAGCGGCCGGAGGAUAUGUGGCACCGGGGGCUGCCUGGCCAACGCUCCUCUGCACCAGAACAAAAGUUACUUUGAGUUUAAGAUCCAGUCCACAGGUGUGUGGGGGAUCGGUGUGGCCACGCAGAAAGUCAAUCUCAACCAAGUGCCUUUAGGCAGAGACACCAACAGCCUGGUCCUGAGGCACGACGGGUCCGUGUACCACAACAACGAAGAGAAGAACCGCCUGCCAGCGAACAGCCUUCCCCAGGAGGGCGACAUCGUGGGCAUCACGUAUGACCACGUGGAGCUGAAUCUCUACCUGAAUGGGAAGAACAUGCACUGUCCGGCGUCGGGGAUCCGAGGCACCGUCUACCCUGUCGUUUAUGUGGACGACAGCGCGAUCUUAGACUGCCAGUUCAGCGACUUCUAUCACACGGCUCCGCAGGGAUUCGAGAAGAUCCUCUUCGAGCAGCAGAUCUUCUGAAGGCCUCGUCCUCGCGUUGUCGCCCUCUUCUUAAUCUCAUCGCGACCUCUGUGACACUGCAGUCUGACCUUGAUCUGGAUGUUCUCACUGUGUGUGUGUGUGUGUGUGUGACCUGAGUUCACCUAGUUUUCUUUCCUCUCACCUUUUCUGCCUGAGACGACGGAGAAAUCCUCCAAGACGUCGGGGAUUUCUGAUCACUGAUGGGAAAAACCCUGAUUUUAUGACAGUUGAGUGUAUUAACCGAACGACUCUGAGUCGCUGCUUUCUUUCACAAUCCGUGUACACACACCACCAGACAGCCGACACACUGCUGAGUUCACCCCAUUUCUGUACGAUGAGGAGCCGUUUGUUUUUAGGUAUCUGAAUGCCACGCUGGCAUCUCCACACACAAGCUGUAUUUAUUUGUAUUUAUUCAGUUCCAGAUCAAACAUGUCUUUUCUUUGCCUUGUGAGACUUUGCAUACUAACAAGAGGCCGAUUGUCCACAGAAACAGUCAGAAUGAGAGAGACGAGGGUUACAGGAGAUGGUUCUGGUAGAGUGAUGCACACUAAAGUGUCAGAGGUUGCGUUUGGUGCUGGAAGAUGUUUUCCAAAAUGAAGCGAUGUGUUCUAAGCCUCCCCCGAACAGCUCUUUUGUUUUCUUGUCCUGGUAUCGUUGGAGUUAUGAGGAUAUGAGCCGGUGCCGAUCGUCGCUGAUCGGAUAUCUAUCUGAAGGUCUGUCGUGUUGUGUUGGAAUCUCAUAUCCUGCUGCUGAGAUGUGACAGCUCUGUAUUUCAAACGCUUGCCUCUGUUUGCACUAAUGAUGUUAUUGUACAAACCCAAAUAUCGUUGAUUCAUUAAACUUUUGUGUCUGAAAGCAUC
Messenger RNA from Salarias fasciatus (jewelled blenny), 1548 nucleotides. It is a transcript of the gene spryd7b, whose product is annotated as SPRY domain containing 7b. Gene Ontology annotation, molecular function: protein binding. Lineage: Eukaryota; Metazoa; Chordata; Actinopteri; Blenniiformes; Blenniidae. The transcript is spliced from 5 exons. The record is from RefSeq and is a predicted model, not a curated record. The coding region runs from base 98 to 688 and encodes 196 amino acids.